Messenger RNA from Caenorhabditis sp. 36 PRJEB53466, 2161 nucleotides. The record is from the annotation of a GenBank genome assembly. NCBI's taxonomy places the organism in Eukaryota, Metazoa, Nematoda, Chromadorea, Rhabditida, Rhabditidae.
AUGAUGCCGCGUGACAAACGGAUCGAUUUUGGCGAAUUGUCAGACUUCUCGAAAAGCCUUGUGCUGAGAAACUUUCAAAAUCCCGAAAUGUAAGCGCUAUUUUUGCUGUAAACUUGUACCGAAAUUUUUUCAGAAUAGCCUUCGCGGCGGUCAGUCCACAGUCCAGAGAAGCCGUCGAAAAAGCAGAAAUUGAUUUCUCCGACGAGAAGAUUCGUGUGCUUUGCGGACAGAUCGAGAUAUUGUCCGAUGAGUCGCGUAGUCCGUUCGUUUGGACGUUUUUCAAUAACGUGAACGGAGUGCAAGGCAACACUAUUCAGGUGAGACGGACGUUUUGUAACUUUUCGACAACUAAGAGUGACACUUAAACACUUGAAGCAUUUUAGUUUCAUAACGUCUCUCAUCUCACAAGAUUCCAUGGCCGAAGAGUUUUCUAGGCCUCCACUCUGACUUUGAUUAUAACCUAUUGUUCAGGAUCUCACCGACAACACUCAAGUUGCGCACGAGAUGGACGAUUGGCGUACCGAGUGUGCGAACGUGGAUCAGGCCGUGUGCACCGCCCUUUCGUUCAUCGUCGACCUUCUGAAACGGCCCAUCGAUCGGUUCGAGUGCUCCACAAAGAGCAUCGACAAUUACGCGCGGACGAUGCGCUUGAUCAGCACUCUGGAACUGAAAAAGAUGCAUCUGAAUGUGUACGACGAUUCGGGAGAGCAUUUGAAAGACAUUCUCGCCGCUUUCAAUCCGACCAGCGAGCUUCGUUUACGCGGCCGAAGCGAGCGUUUGGAGAGAAGUGCGGCGCCGUUCGAUCGGGUAAGGACGCAUUGCUUCGAGCAGUUUUGCAGAGUUGAGCGGAAGAAUUUGUAUCUUUUUUAGAAAAUUUUUUCAUGAAAUGACGAAAUGACGAAAUGUAUAGCAAACUAAACUCUGCUCAUAGAAAAAUAAUUGUAAAUUUAACUUUUCAUACAAAAAAGUUAUCCGAGUGGUUCCGUCUCCGGUCUCCAGAGCAUACAAUGGGCGCAAGUGCGCCCCGCCCAAUAGAGCGAUAGCUUGGCGCGAAAUUCAAAUUUUAACAGAAAAAUUUGUCUUUUUUGCCAGAUUAGCCACGAAAAACCGAUAAUUUCUCAUUUGUCUCUCCGAUUGUAUAGGCUAUUACGAAUAUUUUAAGAGCAAGAGCGUUAAAUUUGGUCAAGUCGCAAAUCGCAUUUAUCCGUUUGAAGGUUUUUGGCUAAAACUGCGUGCAUUUCAGUUGCUUUUCGGUAGUUUUCGCGGUUCGAGCGCUCAAAAUGCUUGUAUUUACGUGAUUUAUCAUUCUUAAAACCAAUUCUGUCGUAAAAACGGUCAAGAAAGCGCAAAAUGAAAAGUGCGGUUUUUAGGCGGCGAUCGGCGGCAAAGGCGAAAAAGCAAAGUCCGCGAAAAAUGCGCCGAAACGUCAUUAAUUCUGAGAAUUAGUGUGUUUUCAUGUCGAACAAUCAUUUUUCAUCGCUUUUGACUACAAAAAUCAGAGAAAACCUGCUCAAUUCAUGAAAACGCCAUUUGGCCGCCGAGGCCACGCCCAUAUUGUCAGCUCUGGAGACCGUGUUCCGCUCAACUCUGCUGUUUCGCAAAGAAAGCCCUUAAAAAAUUUUGCGCAAGUGUGCUCUGGUUGCAGGCCUUCGUCGGAAACUCUGUAAUUAUCGAAGAUUUGGGAGACUGGGUCACUCCCGACGAUAUUCUCAACUCGAACUUGGCCAAACUCAGCGUAUACGCGCCGUCGUUCACCACAGUUUUGCGAACUGUCAAUCAAUUCGUCAAGAAUUGGCUCGCCGGACAGUAUCCGAUAUUCAAUUUGUUGUACGUAGAGUGUCAAAACGUGAAGAACUACGAUAUGGAGGAUAUUUCGUUUGUGCCGCCACUGCUCGACGGUCUUGAAGUUCUGCCGUACGGAGCCGCUUCACCAAUGGGACCGCCCACGGAGUAAGUCUUUUCUAGUAAGUCUUGUAACAUCAAUUUCUGCGUUUGUAGCAACACGAUGGCAAUGAGAACUGGUCGAGAUAUUGUCCGUCCGGACGGUAGUGUCGGCACGUUGGCGUGCAACAAAAAGGCGAUAAUAUUCUUGGUUUGGAGCGAGUGGAACGUUGAACAAUUACAGCCGGGACCUCCGCCUCCUGUGGAACUAUUUCUGUGA